ACUCCUCCUUUGCCAUAUGAGAAAUUUGAUGUGGUUGAAGUCCGACGUGUUGGAAUGUUCUACGGUUUCUUUCCUUCCAAAUACAAGGCUAUACACAAUCACAACUCGAUAACAAGAGUUGAGGUUGAGCUAGCUCUAGCUGGUUAGCUGCUAUAGCUAUGGUAUGAACCUAGAGACCCAGAUGAGCAUGGCAUGGCACAGGAGGGGGUGACGUGAGCAAGCAUUGCUCCAGGGACAUGGGCCAUGCAUGUCCAGAUGGGAAAGGAAAGGAAGAAGAGAUAAGCAGGUAAAGGAAAACAGAGGGAUUCGGAGAAGAUAUCCACUAAUAAGUGGAGUGGAGAGACAAACCAAGGUUCUCUCUCCCCCUCUCUCUGUCUACCUCCUGAUUCCUCGCAGAGACCCUCCACAAGCCUCCAUUACCCAAAAGAAUUAUUCUCUCUUUCUCGUACGUUAGCCGGUUAGCGUGUCCUGACCCCGGGUCCUCUCUAUAAAGCAAACUGCAAGCCUGAAGCAAGCGCAGACGAUAUCUAGUUAGUAUUCUAGUACUGCUAGCUGAUCGCCUUCAAACAGCGAGGACAAAGAAACACUAGCUAGUUUGCAAGCUAGAUUCAUUGUGGCAUGGAGCAAAGGGACGAGGCGUCUGUGAUCGAGGAGAGCCCGGAGCAGCAGCUCACGGGCGGUGACAAGCAGAUAAAGAGAGAGAACGGCACCUUGGCGUGGCUGGAGCUCACGCUCGGCGUGAAAGCCACGGCAGCGGAGCCAGCGCCGGCGGCGACUAACUCCUCGUUCUCAGACGACGAGCCGGCGAAGCCAGAUUCUUCUCCUCCAGCUGCUGAUGCUGCUGGUUCUGCGCCGCACAAGGUGUUCUCGUGCAACUUCUGCAUGCGGAAGUUCUUCAGCUCGCAGGCGCUGGGCGGGCACCAGAACGCGCACAAGCGGGAGCGCAGCGCGGCCAAGCGCUCGUCGGCGUCGGCGUCCUACCACCACCACCUCCACGCGCAGAGGAUGGUCAUGGCCGGCUUUCCUCUCGAGGCGCACGCCGCUUUCGUGCGCGCCGCCCUGCAGGUCAGCCCGGCGAGCUCGGUGAUCCACAAGACCAGCCAAGAAGCCACCCCGGCGCGGUCUGCCACGAGCACGGCGCCCAGGUUCCACGACGGCGACAGUACUGCCGCGGCUGCUACCCCGUGGCUACCGCUCGUGUACGAUGAGGCGGUCAGCUCGAUGUGGCCGGGGAGCUUCAGGAUGAGAACGCAGCUGGAGCCUCCGAGCUCGGAUCAGCAGCCGUCGGAGCAGAGUAAGAAGAUAGACUUGAGCCUCAGGCUCUAAAAGAUCUUAGACGUAGAGCUAGCUAGAGACCUGUACUUUGAUUUUAAUUAAUUCAACAGGAUAUAAUUAAUUAUGAAGUGUUUAAUUCCUCGAGCUUGUGCUACCUUCUAAAUAACGAAUAUUUCACGAAA
This is a messenger RNA of Phragmites australis (common reed), 1457 nucleotides long. Its product is annotated as zinc finger protein 7-like. The transcript has a single exon. Lineage: Eukaryota; Viridiplantae; Streptophyta; Magnoliopsida; Poales; Poaceae. Bases 619 to 1326 code for a protein of 235 amino acids. The record is from RefSeq and is a predicted model, not a curated record.